ACCAACUCAAUAGCAAUCAUGCAGGUGUCCAGGUCUGGCGGGCCAGGGUAUUCUAACGGUCAAGCAUCGGACAGUCCUCAGAAAUCUCAGACCAGAGGUCAGUCUGGCAGACUGGAGGAGCAUCCUGGCUGCGCAUUCUUGAAACGCAGCGAUUCUCGUGACACGGACUUUUACCAGAUCUUCCCGAUGGAGGUGGACAAAGAUAUCUCAAUGAACCCUCCAAUCAUAGGAUCCAAGGUGUUGAAGGACGCCUUUUCUGACAAGGGCACGGCAGAGUACCAUGGAGCGCCUGGUAUAUCACUCGACAUGCCUCUCCUUAAGGCUGGACAUGAGAGCACAAUCGCGUCUUGUGGCAAGACCAACCGAGAAACUCCGUCCCCAGUAAGGCCCGAAAACUGUACCUUCGAUGUCUUGAAUGAAAGGACCUUGUACGAGCGCAAUUGUCCUGUCUCCCCCGAGGCUCAAACAACGUGGAAACCGCCUAGACCUCCUAAACCACGAUUCCUAUCGGACCUUGAUGUCGCUGACUCCAGGGCACAUGAGAAUGCCUCGCUAUCUCCGACGUUUGACCCCAAAGGUCAUCUGCAUAAUAAACGGAUGUUACCUGACUCUCCGGGUCCGUACUCCACUCCCCAGGGCUGCUCUAGGUCUCGCAUUCGAUUGGCCAACCGAUCAAUUUUGCUGCAAGGCAUGGAUCAUGAACACAGAAAGCAACAGAGAAGACCCUGGAGUAACCCGAAGCCCGGUCCAUCCCGCUACGUUCCCCGUCCUCCAUCGCGAAGCCCAAACACUUUCCUCAAGGAUGACACAAGUAGGCCAUUCCCGGCCCCUUUACCUUCGAUUGACAACCUGCCAUUGCGCCAGGAUCUGAAAGUUGUUAGACCUAAGGAUGUCAAUGUGCACUUCCAGGAUCUCGGUGACGUCUUCUCAAACCAGCAACCGAUACGAAUUUCGACGUGGAAGAACAUAAGCAACUGCUUCCAGAAGGUCCUUGGUUGGAUCUUGCACUGGCUGAAGCCAGAAGAACGAAGAGUUGUCUGUCUGUCCUUGGUUGGAGAGCGAUCAGUCCAGCAGCCUUCACAUUUGGGACACCAAACAUAUUCGUUCAAUGUGACUUUGGACUGUUCAAUCAAGUCGAAGCCAAUGGUGACCCGUGAAGGGCAGGAUAUGAACUUAUCUGCUUCUUACAGCGAUCCUGUGCGUCUCUUCCGGGUCGAUUUCACGGUCCCAUUUCGAUUCUUGCAAGUUCUCGCGCGCCUUGGUAUCGCUUUACGGAGCCUCAUGUUCCCACAGGCCGUGGCUAUCGUUGUGCAACUUUUCCUAAGAUUUGUUGGACCGCCCAUCUUAUAUGUAUUGGAGAAGCUCAGCAUCAGCAUGUCCAUUCACUCGGAGAAGCCUGCAGCUGCCGCAGGGCAGACAUCCUGA
This is a messenger RNA of Aspergillus ibericus CBS 121593, 1425 nucleotides long. RefSeq lists its product as uncharacterized. The coding region runs from base 19 to 1425 and encodes 468 amino acids. The record is from RefSeq and is a predicted model, not a curated record. Gene Ontology annotation, molecular function: peroxidase activity; heme binding. Gene Ontology annotation, biological process: response to oxidative stress. The transcript has a single exon. Lineage: Eukaryota; Fungi; Ascomycota; Eurotiomycetes; Eurotiales; Aspergillaceae.